CUGAGCCGCCCUCUUGUGCUUGUUCUGCCCUGAGUUCUGUCAUCAAUCAAACUGCACUGAGGGGAAAAUUGUGCAAAUCCUGAGAGAGAGAGACGAGAGAGAGAGAGAGCUCCAGGAGACAGUUCGGAAAAGUUCUUCAAAUCAGACUCUCUCAGAUGGCUGUGUUCACAGGGAGGGACAGGCCAGAGCUCAGCAGGAGACUGCUGCUUCUCGGGCUGUGGCUACUGGCCGUCUCUGGGCAGCGGACCACGCCAGUGCCCCUCCAAAGGGAGAAGGUGGGGGUCCGAUUGUCGGGCUACCCCCGCAAGCACAACGAGGGCCGGGUGGAGGUGUCCUACGAGGGAGAGUGGGGGACCAUCUGCGAUGACGAUUUCAAGCUGGACAAUGCUGUGGUUCUGUGCCGGAUGAUGGGUUUCACCACAGCCGUGGGCUGGACACACAGUGCCAAGUACGGCAAAGGGACAGGGAGGGUGUGGCUGGAUAACCUGGAUUGUCGUGGGACAGAGAAGGAUGUCUCGGAGUGCAAGUCCCUGGGGUGGGGGCAGACUGACUGCACACACGAGGAGGACGCUGGAGUCAUCUGCAAGGAUGAGCGCAUCCCCGGAUUUGUAGACUCAAACAUCAUCUCGGUAAUGAAGCCACGCGAUUGA
This is a messenger RNA of Chiloscyllium plagiosum (whitespotted bambooshark), 650 nucleotides long. Lineage: Eukaryota; Metazoa; Chordata; Chondrichthyes; Orectolobiformes; Hemiscylliidae. The record is from RefSeq and is a predicted model, not a curated record.